GGUGAAUAGCCUUUAGAUCGGGCUUUGUGGGAAUGAUUGUCAGUGGCUUAAUGAGCGUCUUUGCCAAGCUAGAGGCUUUGGCAACAUAUGUGACUACAGUGGCUGCGCUCCUGUCCGUCUCCAGCCUGUAUGACACGACACACAACGGGGCUCAGCACUCUCCAUUUUUUGCAGAAAUCUGAUUUUACCCAACUCAUGGUUUCCAUUCUGUUCUGGAUUUUAUCACCUGGAAAGGAGCGGUGUCUCCUCCCAUGGGGACCAGAGCUGAGAGCGAAGUAAAAUCCUGUACAGCAUCUUCAGCGCGCCAGAGAAAUGAACUGAAGACGUGAAGAGGAGAGCGCUCGUUUGUUGACGUUGACGUCCGAGAUUUACAGCGGAAAACCAUGAGGUCGCAGAGGAGGCCGGGAGCAGUCGCCGUGCUGGGCUUGAUCGCCUGUAUUUGUGCCUUUCAUACGAACACCGCCAUUGACAUCCCACUUGAGGUUUUAGGUCAUGUAAACAUUGAGCAGCUGCCCACCAUCACAGCUCAGUCACCCAGCUCUCUCAUCGCCUUCCCGUUUGAUGAGAGCUUCCCCGUGACGUGCGAAGCCAAAGGGAAUCCCGAGCCGGAAUUCAGAUGGACAAAGAAUGGCCAGGAAUUUGACCCCUUUCUAGACCCCCGGCUGAUGAAAGAGGAGAAUUCUGGGACCUUUGUGAUACCCAAUAAUGGGAACCUUACAGAGUACCAGGGAACCUAUCGCUGUUACGCCUCAAACAAACUGGGGACCGCUAUAUCGAAGGAGAUUGAGUUCAUUGUGCCCCAUGUUCCAAAAUUUCCUAAAGAGACUCUGGAUCCUGUCGUGGUGGAGGAGGGCCAGCCCUUCACUUUAAAGUGUGACCCACCUAAAGGCAUACCACCUCUGCAGAUCUACUGGAUGACUAUCAAUCUCCAGCACAUAGAGCAAGAUGAGAGGGUCUCUAUGGGUUUGAACGGAGACCUUUACUUCUCCCACGCGGUGGAGAAGGACAGCAGGAGAGACUACUGCUGCUUCGCCGCCUUCCCGAGCAUACGCACCAUUGUUCAGAAGACUGCCAUGUCUGUCAUCGUCAAGACGAAAAAAAGUGACAUGAGUCCUGAAACUGCUAAUGCAAUCCUGGAGAGAAAGCCCUCUCUUCUGACGCCCUCUGGUGACAAAUCACAGACACAGCUGGUCAAAGGAGAGGACUUGAAACUGGAGUGUAUUGCUGAGGGAGUUCCAACUCCACAGGUGGAGUGGGCGAAGGUGGGCGAUCGGCUUCCUGUUAAAGCAAAGCGGGAGAAUCAUGGGAAACUGCUGAUUGUACCAUCAGUGGAACAGGAAGACAGUGGGAAGUACAUGUGCAAGGCAAAGAACGCGUUAGGAGAAGCCGUCCAUUACUUCAUAGUGACUGUGGAAGAGCCUCCAGAGUGGGUGUCUGAGCCUGAGAGUCAGCUCAGCAUGAUCGGUUCAGACGUGUUCAUCAAGUGCUCCGCCAGUGGGACUCCUCAGCCGACUAUAAUGUGGAGGGUGAACGGUGUGCCUCUGCAGGAGGUCCCGGCAGCCAACAGGAAGACGACUGGCGACACCAUAGUUUUGCAUAACGCCAAAGUGUCUGACAGCGCAGUGUAUCAGUGUGAGGCCUCCAACAGCCAUGGAAAACUUCUGUCCAAUGCGAACAUCAUGAUUAUGAAUCUGCCCCCCAUGAUUUUGACCGAAGAGGGUGAGGAUUACUCUGCCGUAGAGGGGAAGCAAGUGAUGAUGCACUGCAAGGUCUUCAGCUCUCCUCCUUCCACUAUCACAUGGAGCAAAGACGACUCCUCUGAAUCCGUUGAGGGGCCGAGGUUUAGCGUUCACGACAACGGAUCGCUGGAGAUCUACAGCGUAGAGAAAGACGACACGGGACAGUACACGUGUUUGGCUAAAAACACGGAGGGGUCGUCUGCCAUCAACACCAUGCUGUAUGUGAAAGAUCCCACUAGAAUAGCGGUGGCCCCGGAGGACCAGCAGAUCUUAAUAGGUACCACGGCCCAGCUCUCAUGCCUGGCAGAGUACGACAAGUCCUUCAGCAAUGACUUUGAGCUCCUGUGGGAAAAAGAUGAUGUGGAGAUAGCCCUCAACUACACUGAGAAUUCAAGAUACUUACUGGAGGAUGGUAUUCUUCAGAUUAUCAAUGUAAGCCACGGGGACCAGGGUGUGUACACAUGUGUGGCAAGAACUCCUGUGGACCGAGACAUGGCCUCAGCGCUGCUCAUGGUGUUAGAUGUCCCCGAUGCACCUGAGAACUUGAUGCUAUCUGAGCACAAGAGCAAAAGUGUGAAACUGAAGUGGAUCCCUGGGGACGAUCACAACAGCUCGACCACAGAGUUCGUCAUGGAGUACGAGGAAAGCCAGUGGGAGCCGGGAAACUGGAAGGAGCUGCUCCGGGUACCUGGGAACCACAACUCGGCCAUCCUCAAACUCCACGGUCACGUCGACUAUCGCUUCCGCGUGUCUGGAGUCAACACUGUGGGGAGGGGUCCUCCCAGCGAGCCCACAGAGAGAUACAAAACCCCCCCAGCAGCCCCUGACAAGAACCCAGAAAAUAUCAAAAUCGAAGGUCAUUUGCCACAUGAAAUGGAUAUCAACUGGGAGCCCUUGUUACCCAUUGAGCACAAUGGCCCUGGUCUGGAGUAUAAGGUGAGUUACAGAAGACAGGACGUGGAGGAGGACUGGAAGGAGCACAUGGUGAAGAGACACUCAUUUGUGGUGAAGAACACACCCACCUUUGUUCCCUAUGAGAUCAAGAUCCAAGCCAAGAACCAUCAGGGCUGGGGCCCCGAGCCCAAGAUAGUGACCGGCUACUCAGGAGAGGACUUUCCCUCUGCUGCGCCUGAUGAUGUAGCUGUGGAUGUGAUGAACAACUCAGUGGUCAAGGUUAGCUGGACGCGUGUACACAAGGACAAGCUACAUGGACAUCUGGGAGGCUACAGGAUAAACUGGUGGCGUCUGCGCCGUCUGGUGGAUUCGAAGAAAAGCCACGGAGACAAACACACACUGACGUUCCCAGGGGACCGGAACCACGCAACGAUACCACGACUGACGCCCUUCUCCGAGUACAGCCUCAUUGUCAUGACCUUCAAUGGGCGGGGAAAUGGCCCCGGCAGCCAUCCCGUCAACUUCAAAACCCCAGAGGGAGUCCCUGAGAAAAAUCCUGUUUUCAGGGUCACAGAUGUACAGAAGCACACUGUCUCUCUGGUCUGGGCCCCGCCGCUGGAGCCUAAUGGGAUUCUCACUGGGUACCUCCUCGAGUAUCAGCUCAUCAACGACACUGAGGAGGUGGGGGCGCUGCAGACAGUGGACAUCAGCAACCCCGACAUCACCCAGUGGAUCCUGCGUGACUUGGAGCCCAUGAGCAAAUACAAGUUCUACCUGCGCUCCUGCACCACCGUGGGCUGCGGGCCUGUCGUCAGCGACGAGUGCACCACCACCCUAGAAACAAGUCUGGCCAGCAUCCACGGAGGAAUAUCCACCCAGGGCUGGUUUAUCGGCCUGAUGUGUGCCAUCGCUCUCCUCACACUCAUUGUGUUGAUCGCCUGCUUUGUCAACAGAAAUAAAGGAGGAAAGUAUUCUGUAAAAGAGAAAGAAGACCUUCACCCAGACGUGGAGUCCCAGGGCAUGAAUGACGACACAUUUUGCGAGUACAGCGACAACGACGAGAAGCCACUGAAGGGCAGCCAACACUCGCUGAGCAGAGAGAUCAAAGCGGGGGACAGCGGGGACAGUCUGGUGGACUACGGCGACGAGGACGCUCAGUUCAACGAGGACGGCUCUUUUAUCGGCGAGUAUGCAGGGCGAAAGGAGAAGAGGGUGUCUGCCGAGAUCAAAGCCACCGUUCAGACCCCGGCGUGAGGAGCGGAACCGCCAUCCAUCCUCCCCUGGACACCGUUUUCAUUAAACCUGCUGUGAGGAACAAAUGAAAGAGGAAACAGACAUUAUCCAUACCGAGCACAAGUUUUGUGUCAAAUGUAAUGCGUCAUUGCCAACUGCACACUGCCAUUCUCAUUUUAUGAAGCUCUGUUUUGUCAAGUUGCAACAGAAUGACCAUUACUAAAUACUGUGUAUAUAUAGUGUAUAUUCUAUGUGUGGAGUGUCUUUUUUUUUUAUAAUUAUUACGCAAAACAUGUAGAGGGCUUGGAUUUUCUUUUUUUUUCUCUUUCCAUUACUUCAGCUGCAGUACUGUUUGUACAAAUGUUAGGAAAAUUUCACUCCCCAUUGCACAUGGUUUACAUGCUGCUUUGCCUCUGAUGUCAUCUUGUAGCAGACCACACAGACACAAGUGGGGAUAUCAAGCUGAUAUUUUUCAAUUGGAGCAAAUAUUACUGACCUUUUAUAUCUGAAAUUGAUUCAUUAAAUAUGAUGUAAGAUGUGUAUAAAGGUUGCUUAUUAACUUAUUUUUCUCAGUGGUUUUAUACCUGACAAAAUAACAAGGAAAUUUACAUAUCAUUUCAUAUCAUAAACAUUGAUUAUUGAAUCGCCCUGUGAUGCUAGAAGAAAGUAUAAUUUAGUUGUUAUGCCUUGUUUAUGAACAUUUAGAUCCAUUGGACAGUAUAAAUUACAAAACUCAGACUGUGCGUACUGCUGUGCCAGAUGUAAUCCAUUACAGAUUACACUAUUCUCCUGAUUAUGAAGUUGUAAGAACUUGUAGUGUAAAUGAGUAAUCCACAUUUUCAUCAAAAUCUUCAACAUCUUGAAUUAAAGCUACAACUACAAUUACAAUUUAUUCCAGUUUACUGGUAAAUAAUUUUAAAUUGCUACAAGCUGCCAAUAGCUGGUGUUUUUCAAACAAAUGACACAGGUGAAGUUUCUCUCAGUUUUACCCCCAAAAAAGGUUUUACUUUUACAAGGAGCCACAUAAGCUAUAUAGGAAGAGUUCAACAUUUUGGGAAAUAUACAUAUUUGAGAGAGUUAGAUGAGAAGAUUGAUACCCGGUUCUGUAGCUCUUUUAGCUGUACAAUAAAUAUGAAACCACACCCAGGAGUUGGUUGUCUUAGCUUGGCAUAAAUACUGGGAAAUAGCUAGUUUGGCUCUGUCCUAAGGUAACAAAAUACUCCUAUCUGCAACCCUAAAGCUCACUGAUUUACAUGUUAUGAGUCAUCUGUUUAAUCAGUAAAAAAAAAAAAAGAAUGUACAUGUAUUAACAACAUGUUAAUCAGUGUGCUUUAAAGGUGGUUGGAUUUUGAUAAUCCAAGACAGAACCAGAUGAGCUGUAUCCAGAUAAGCUAAGCUAACCGGCUACGGCAGCAUCACCUUUAAAGGGGAUACUCCGAAGAUUUAGUAUUGCAAAAGACUUGUGCAGAGACACUUUAAAAGAAAAGAAAAAGAUUGUAGCAGCAGAAGCCAGUAUAUCCUGACUUUUAGUCCCCAGCAUGAUUCAGACUCCAGAAAAACUGGAUCCUACAUUUCCCAUAAUGAGGCUCAGUAGCAUCUUUCACCAGAAACUUUCUAACUCCACUUCCCUGGAUUGUAAAGCAAACUUCCUGCUUAUAAAUUUGCAGUCUCCAAAACACUAUGACCUCAUCAGGGUUACUUCUCAGAGUUGAAUCCAGAGCCACAGAGAAUGUUGUAUUUGUAGGCUGAUUCAUACUCUGCAUGAUCAUUACACCGAUUUUAAUGUGUGAAGUUGGUGUAGUGUCCCUUUAAGAAGAAAAUGCAUCUGUAUGCAUACCUGUAAUGCGUUAUAGACUUUUUUUGUAAUCAGAUUACUUUGAUCUGGUUGCAUAUUUGACAUCCACCAAUAUUCUGCUGAUACAAUAUUCUGUAGACAUCAGUUUUAACAAUCCUUACUCUGUUACUUCCAAUAUACUGCCAUUCAAACCACAAACAGUAUGCUGUUCAGGAUUAACAUUAGAAGAACCAUGAUCAGAACAAUCACAAUGUUUUGCAAAAGGUCAGCCAUUGCAUGGUAAGAAUGUUAAUUGGUGUUUUUUGAUGUCAUUAAAUUGCUUUACUUUCCUA
Seriola dumerili (greater amberjack) is the source of this 5993-nucleotide messenger RNA. RefSeq names its product neural cell adhesion molecule L1-like protein (gene chl1b). The coding region runs from base 384 to 3887 and encodes 1167 amino acids. Gene Ontology annotation, biological process: cell-cell adhesion. The record is from RefSeq and is a predicted model, not a curated record. Gene Ontology annotation, molecular function: protein binding. The transcript has 27 exons. Lineage: Eukaryota; Metazoa; Chordata; Actinopteri; Carangiformes; Carangidae.